AUGGAUGACAAAUGUUCGACACCGAGCUGUGAAUCGCAGCGAGGAAGCGAGGCGGAGCAGGUGUACGGAUGGAGUACGGAUCUGUGCAACAAGGAAGAGCAUUUCCUAGCCAUAUUGGAGCUUUGUGAGAGACGAAGCCUCAUUAAGAGUCUGGGACCUCUGCUGUGGCAUUCAUUUGGAGCUGUUGCGGGGCUGCUUCAGGAAGUAAUCGCAAUAUAUUCGGCAGUGCUGUUUAACGAGCUUAGCGGUCAGCAGUCACAACGCAUCUGCGCCGCCGUCUGCUUGUUAUAAGCGAUGGUGUCUCACGCCCCGAUCGCGCAAGAGCUAUGCGAGUUCAUCAGCUACCUAACGCCGUUGCUCAAGUUAACCCCACAAACACGUGCUGUGGAGCACGUUCGUCUCUCUGUCCUUGGUGUCGUUUUCGGUCUGUUAAAGGUUGGAGCUUGGAUUUUGCGUCAGUUGGAGCUGGGUUCUAGCAUAAGCAAGAUUCUGAGCGCCCAAAUCUUGAAACACGAAGUAGGCCUUAAGUUCGCCAGUCGCAGGUUGGCCAGAAGGCUACAUCUCAACCACACAUUAGCCAGAGUUGUCCAUCAGCUGACUUUGGAGCCCGAGCCAAGGGUGCUGAAGCAUAUGGUUAGGGUCUUCGUCCGUAUAGCUGAUCACUCGCAGAGUCUAGAGUUGAUCCUUAAACACUUGCCGCCGCAACUGCGGAACGGCCAAGAAAGUCUUCCGGGGUAUAAGAGCACCACCAUGGAGCUCAACGAUCUCAACCGAAAGCUGGUUGGAAAGGAGAACACCAAUACGGGUGAGACAAUUACACAAUUUUAUGGACAUUUUCUAUGUAACUUUUAUGUAAACCGCAUAAGUUACGUCGUUAAGUUGCCAUUUUUCCGCAUCUCUUUCCUGCUGCCAAGGAAAAGGUGUUCUGGUGUUCAGUCAGCAAAUCAAUUUGCACUUUUGCGCCUUUUUAACGUCCCUGCAAUUUGUCUUACCAAUUUUUGUAUGUAGCCACCGACUUCGAUGGUUUUUUUUGGGACCGAAACAUCAGCAUGUAAAUUGCAUUACCUCGCCCAAAAUCUUUUCCUUUUCUGGGCUGGUUGUCGGUGGGGUCGAAUGGGUUUGCCGAGGGCUUGAACUCUGCGUAAUGCAAUAAACAGCUCGUAAAUAUUUUGAUGCCAAUUUUCCAGCGUAAUUGACUCGACGGUACUUUGAAUGUCAAACAAUAAAUUCAAUUACCAAUGCAUAGCCCGGAGUAGAGCUCCCGCCUUUUUUCUUAACCCCUCCAUGAGAAUUCACGAUUGGCACCCUUAACCCUAAUGUGCACGUGCUAAGGAUCCGUAUUGACAUGGAUACACCGAAACCCUGGAUGGGGCAAAGGUUUAAACGGUGAAUGAUGCCGGAGUCGGUUUUCUGGUGAUGCCGUUAAACCAAAGCAUGCGGAAACUGAAGGCAUAAGUCGAUAAACAUUUCUAUAGACGGUGAAAUCGAGGCGCAGUCCAUCUUAACCCAUCGAAAAAGCUACGUUACUGUGGGUAGUUUCAACAGGAAGAGAAAGGAAAAGGGAUGAUCGCUGCUAGGGCGAAAACCCAUUUAAUACAUAUGGUAUACAAAAUCAGAGACAAACGCACUCCACGGAAAAAAACCAUGCUGAUCUUCCAGACUAA
Molecule: messenger RNA, 1664 nt
Organism: Drosophila ananassae
Lineage: Eukaryota; Metazoa; Arthropoda; Insecta; Diptera; Drosophilidae
Product: CCR4-NOT transcription complex subunit 9
Biological process (GO): mRNA catabolic process; negative regulation of translation
Cellular component (GO): P-body; CCR4-NOT complex; CCR4-NOT core complex
Source: RefSeq, a predicted model, not a curated record